Molecule: messenger RNA, 492 nt
Organism: Meira miltonrushii
Lineage: Eukaryota; Fungi; Basidiomycota; Exobasidiomycetes; Exobasidiales; Brachybasidiaceae
Exons: 1
Coding region: 67-411 (114 amino acids)
Source: RefSeq, a predicted model, not a curated record
AGCCCAUCCUUUUCCUGAUCUAACCGCCAUCAACGUACCAUCGUCCUCACCCAUAAAGCACAAAACAUGCGUCCAUCAUCCCGCAACCUUCUUCGUUUAACGCCUUUAAGCGGUCCAAAGAUAUCCGAGCAAACUCUAAGAUUAUCACCGCGAGCGUCUAAACCAGUUGAAGCGAAAAAGACGACAAGGGAAACGUUUAACGAAACGGCAAAACAUAUAUUAGCUCAAAAAGCGAAAGCUUCCACAACACUUCCCGACAAUUUACGGAUCGAAGUGGCAGAUAAAAAGAAAACGAUGUUUUGGAGGGUAAGUGAAAAAGAGAAAAUAGAUGGAAUACGAAACGAUGCUGACCUAACUAUUCACUUUAUGAUCUUCACAGGUAUCCAAACCCGAGAGACAGUCCUUACGUAAGAUUCUUCGAGAAGGAUAACAUUCCCUCGUCUUUCAAGCAGAGUGUGUACAAUUGUAUUUUUAUCGCAUUACAUCAAAAUA